Sphaeramia orbicularis (orbiculate cardinalfish) is the source of this 1747-nucleotide messenger RNA. RefSeq names its product CDK5 regulatory subunit associated protein 3 (gene cdk5rap3). The record is from RefSeq and is a predicted model, not a curated record. Gene Ontology annotation, biological process: regulation of mitotic cell cycle. Gene Ontology annotation, cellular component: endomembrane system. NCBI's taxonomy places the organism in Eukaryota, Metazoa, Chordata, Actinopteri, Kurtiformes, Apogonidae. The transcript is spliced from 14 exons. Bases 151 to 1662 code for a protein of 503 amino acids.
CCUCAUUCUAUUGGCUGUCCUGUUCGUAACGUGUCAUAAACAGUGAUAGCCGGAUGGUGCGAAUAAUCCCGUACAAAAACCUUUAAAAUAAAGAUAUAAUGCAGUCGUGAAGUCCAUAAAGUGCUUUCGUUAUAAAGCGAGGACGAAACAAUGGAGCAGAAUAUCCAAAAUCUUCCUAUCGACAUACAAACCAGCAAGCUUGUAGACUGGCUGGUUGACAGACGCCACUGCAAUUUGAAAUGGCAGAGUGCAGUAAAGCUAAUAAGAGAGAAGAUCAACGCUGCCAUCCAGGACAUGCCAGAGAAUGAGGAGAUCAAGCAGCUUCUUUCUGGCUCAUACAUUCACUAUUUUCACUGCUUGAGGAUAGUGGAAAUUCUGAAAGGAACAGAGGCUUCAUCUAAGAACAUCUUUGGCAGAUAUUCCUCUCAGAGGAUGAAGGACUGGCAAGAGAUUGUGUCCCUCUAUGAGGCAGACAGUGUCUAUUUGGCGGAGGUGGCCAGUUUGCUGAGUCGUAAUGUCAGCUAUGAAGGCCCAGCUCUGAGGAAGCAGCUGGCCAAAGCCCAGCAGCUGCAGCAGGAGCUGAGCAGGCGGGAAGUAGAGUGCCAGAGCUCAGCUGCAGACCUGAGGGAACGUUAUUAUGCUGCCUGCAAAAAGUAUGGCAUCAAAGGAGAUAAUGUGGCUCGUGAGCUGCAGGCUCUUGUGAAAGAUCUACCAUUGGUUCUGGAGGAAGUUGGAAAGGAUUCAGCCAAGUUUGAGGAGCAAAUCCAACUUUACACUGCUUUCACAAACUUUGUAUGUGAGUGGUCCGAACCAGUCCUGCCUAUGCUGACAUUUGUCCAAAAGAAAGGAAACUCAACCUUUUAUGAGUGGAGAACUGGGAAUGUCCCCAAAGUUGUUGAGAGGCCUGUUGUGGAGGAAGCACCAGCUGAAGAAGUCACAGAGGAUAUGAUUGACUGGGGAGACUUUGGCACAGGCAAAGAAACUGACUGUGGCAUUAAAGUUGAGGAUGGAAUUGAUUGGGGCAUCAGUUUGGAGCCUGGCACUGAGGACACUGGUGCAGAUGGUAUUGACUGGGGAGACAGUGAAUCAGCUCCCAUCGAAAUUGAAAUUGUAGAUGCAGGAACAGACUGUCCCGAAGGUGUGGCAAGGGGUGAGGAUGCUUUAUCUAUUCUGGAAAACUCUCAGUCACGCAGCCAAUUCAUUGAUGAACUGAUGGAGCUUGAGGUGUUCCUGACCCAGCGUUUGAAUGAGAUGAGUGAAGAAGCAGAUAUAGUAGCUAUGAGUCAGUUCCAGCUGGCUCCCUCCGUCAUCCAAGGCCAAAGCCGUGAACAUAUUCAGAAAAUGCUAUCAGAAGUGCACGGACUUCUGGACAGACUCACCUCACUUCGGAUGCAGCACCUCUUUAUGAUACAGGCCUCACCAAGAUACGUUGAACGUGUGUCAGAGGUGCUGAGACAGAAGCUGAAGCAGGCAGAUAUUUUGGUGCUGAAAAGUGCUAUGAUGGUUGAGAAGAGGCAGGAGGCACUGGAGGAACAGUCCAGACUGGAGCCUCGUGUUGACCUGCUGGCAGGAUGCACUCGGGAACUCCAGAAGCUGAUUGAAGCAGACAUUUCAAAGCGAUACAACAACCGGCCUGUCAACUUGAUGGGUGUUACCAUAUAGUGGACUUAACAUUUACAUAUUGUAGUUAUGGCAAUGUUGUUUACUUUAUGGAUUCUGAGAAAAUAAAAGACUUAUUUAAAGUAAA